Molecule: messenger RNA, 1102 nt
Organism: Seriola dumerili (greater amberjack)
Lineage: Eukaryota; Metazoa; Chordata; Actinopteri; Carangiformes; Carangidae
Exons: 6
Coding region: 278-1093 (271 amino acids)
Source: RefSeq, a predicted model, not a curated record
GACACAAAAGGCCAGAGGGAGAAGAAGAAGGUCCACAAACAUUUUAGCUUAACAUCUGUUUGAUGUUGUUUGCUGUAACAGCUGUAGAUCUGGAACUCUCAUCUGUAACUAGAUUAUUUCUCGAUGGCAAUUGCUUUGAAGAUAUUGUUUUAUUUUGGGCCAUAAAUCUACUCGCUGAUUGAGUUGCAUUGCACCUUAACCUCUGAGAAAGUGAACACAGAGCGGAGGAGCUCUGGCUCGACGGUAUUGUUUGCCUCACCUUUGGAAAGCAGGUGUUAUGGAUCGACAGAAUUUCCUGUGCUGGAGAGUUGCCCUGCUGCUUCUCUUAAUGCCAUGUGGCCUCCAGUGUAUGUCAGUGCACAUCCUCAGUGAGCAGCCUGUGCAUGUAAUCCCCGGCUCCGCUCUGGUUCUGAAGGCCCGGAUAGAGCACGGACCCCUGGAGGAGGUCUCCACAGUAACCUGGGAACGGGAGCCCGAAACUGGAAUAGCCCCCACGAGAGUGACACUGGCUACCUGCCCUGGCGACAGCUUCAAGUGUGUUGGCACGAGGCCAAAGGUCCGUGUGAACGUGGAGCAGCAGGAAACGACACUUCAGAUUAAUGAAUACAGCAGAGCGGACGGCGGUGUGUACACUGUGACUGUGACGGAUCACACAGGAGCCAAGACCCCUGCACACUGCAUUGUCAGGGAAUAUGAGGCAGUGCACCAAGUGUCCGUCAGCAUCAAUGUGUCUCACUCCUCACUGGUUUGCGGCGAGGCCUGGGGGACGGACCCACGCUUCUACUGGCUCCACGAGAGAGCCGCCAUCACCAAGACUGUGGGAAAUGUCUCACCAGAUGGAGCGACAUUGUCAGUGACCAUGACCCCUAUAUGUGGCCACUUCACCUGUAUGGUUAGCAACAAACUGGGCUACAGUUCUGCCACCUACACUGCAGCACCGUGUGAGACAGAGGGCAGAGGAACGACGGCGGCUAUAGUGUGUCUCGUCCUCCUGCUGCUGUUUGGAGGAGUGCUGGCAUUUCUGCUGUGGUGGAAACACAGGCACAAUUACAGAAGAGAGAGACUGCACGAACCUUUGGAUUCUUCCAUCUAAAAAAAAAAA